AGCACGCACUACCCUGACGUGUUCAUGCGCGAGGCCCUGGCACUCCGACUGGACUUAAUCGAGGCUAGAGUUCAGGUAUGAUCUCUUUAGAAUGGCUUUAUGUUGUUGAUGAUCACUGACCCUUAUGGUCAGGCAUUUCAAACUACAUUGCGUAUGUCGGCUGUUCAUCGUAUCAGUCAUGGAGAGCUACUCCAUGACUGAUAUGGUACUACUGCACAUUCUUUCUUCUAUUCUUAUCUUUUAUAGGGUUCGGUAAUUAGCUGAUCAUUUUGAUCACUUCUUAAAAUUGGAGCCGAGAAUCCAUAUCUGUUUAUACUAGAGAGGGCACGAUACCAGCAAAAAAUGCUGGCGGAUUUCAGAGAAAGCACAUGGGAUAUCAGAUCCUGUAGGAAAUGGCAAAGAUUGGAAUUAUAUUUAUGGAACUGGAAAUGUUUACAUAUCACAAGACUUUAAUGGUUUUCGCAGGGCACAAUCGCACAUGAAUUCAUACACCCACUCACACACUACGGAAAAUUUUGGAAACACAAAUCAGCCUACAACGCAGGUCUUUCGACUGGGGGAGGAAAUUGGAAUACACGGAGGAAACCCCCAGAGCACGGGGAGAACAUGCAGGGAGGCGGGAUUCAAACCCCCAACCCUGGAGGUGCGAGGCAAACUUGCUAACCACUAAUCUUCGUAAAAAAAUUUAAAAAAAAAAACAUUAAGGGAUGAGUAUGGGUGUCCGCUGAUAUUCAAGAUUUCCAUGUCAGAUAAGAAACAGUGGUAUCCUGCCACUUAUCUCUAGUUUACACGUGUGGUAAAUAUUAAUGAACUGAUGAUUCCCACGCCUCAUGCUAUGCGUCUGUAUGGUACAGGUGUGGUUCCAGAAUCGUAGGGCGAAGAUGCGCAGACAGAUGAAACUUCAAGGCCAGAGUGGAGACCUGUGUAGGAACGACAGUGAGGCCAGAAAACCAGCACCAUCCAGGAGGAGCACGGAGUCAGACAGCGACCAGGUGCCAUGCUGGAACAGCAAACAGGAGAGGAGCGCUGGACACAGACUGCACCAGGGGUCCAGACAGCAGGCAGGAUCACCAGAGAGCAGUCCAGAGGAAUUCCGCUUCUGCAGCAUUGCCAAACUGAGGGCCAAAGCCAGGGAUUACGAAGCCGAGAUCCACAGCACUGCAGCCAAGGGCGAUAAGAAGUGGUGCUUAAAAGCACACAUGUCCAAAAGUGACUGAUGAAGGUCUGGGUUCCCAAACUCCACUGUGAUCUGGGAAUAUCUGAAUACCUAGUGAUGCUAGUUUAUUUAUUGUCACCUCAUGAUUACACAAGUUGAGGAUGAUGCUUUUAAGUAUUUCUUUCUUUUAGCCUGGUAUUUCUGUUGUAUUAAUAUACAGUAUGUGAAUAUUUUCCACAGCUCUUGUCAAUCUCUGUCAUCACUAAGGUAUUGAUAUGAAAUAUGAACAUUACUGUUCCUGUUAUGUAAUAAUAUUCACUUCACAUUACUUUCCCGAGACUUGAUCGUUAUAUUUUUCCUAGCAUUAUUAUUUUAACACCAAUUUAAAAUGGACAUAAAAGCAAAGCAGACUAAUGCUGAGCAUUUACACUGUAAUUCAAAUUGUAUUAUUAAACAUUGCGAUAUUAAUCAUGAUCACGAUUGUGAUAAUGUCUCUCCUCGCUGGAUUGGUGGGGGGGGGGGAAAUGCAGUUUGUUUCAUUUCAGGCAAAAUGUUUCGAGCUAAGAAAAGGCAAAUGUUAAGUGUUUUGUCUGAUGAGGAAACGAAUGAUGAUCUCAUCAAUGGCUUCACCUUUAGUCAGCUAUCCUGUUUCAGGAGAGAGAGAGAGAGAGAGAGAGAGAGACACAGACAGACACAGGAUGUCUGCAAGCUGCCACAAGCUUGUUGCGAACACAAUGGGGAUGGUUGAAAAAUGAAUGCCCUCUCCUUGACAGAAGUGCUCAGUGAACAUCACAUUUGUAAACCUGCUCAUCAUGCUUUUCUCCUCCUUCCCCUUUCAUGCC
Molecule: messenger RNA, 1998 nt
Organism: Ictalurus furcatus (blue catfish)
Lineage: Eukaryota; Metazoa; Chordata; Actinopteri; Siluriformes; Ictaluridae
Exons: 1
Coding region: 831-1217 (128 amino acids)
Molecular function (GO): DNA binding
Source: RefSeq, a predicted model, not a curated record